Messenger RNA from Guillardia theta CCMP2712, 1815 nucleotides. RefSeq lists its product as hypothetical. Bases 1 to 1815 code for a protein of 604 amino acids. Lineage: Eukaryota; Cryptophyceae; Pyrenomonadales; Geminigeraceae. The transcript has 19 exons. The record is from RefSeq and is a predicted model, not a curated record. Gene Ontology annotation, biological process: activation of GTPase activity; nucleocytoplasmic transport. Gene Ontology annotation, molecular function: small GTPase binding; GTPase activator activity. Gene Ontology annotation, cellular component: cytosol; nucleus; perinuclear region of cytoplasm.
AUGGCAGGACUCCGGACCUGCUGGCGCCUCUACAGGCUGCUGCCGUCGGCUCCUAAAGUCCUCCUCUUCUCUCAGACCGGAAGAGAUUGUCCGACAGCGACAGUGAGCUGCUUGUCGAGGUUCGGGGGGAGGAUUUCUAUCGUAGCCCAGUCCUACAGCGCAAACCUUCUUCCUGCCCUGGUCAAUGCUCUGGAGGGAGGACUUCACCUCGUCCACAUGGACUUGCGUUCCAACAACAUCGGCGCGCAGGGGAUGAAACUGCUUCUGGACUCCUUCUGCAAGACGCCUCGUGCAAAGGAGCUCAAGUACCUUAGCCUGGACCACAACAACAUCUCGGAUGAAGGAGCGCUGCUGCUGGGCGAUCUUCUGCGGACUUGUCCUCUUAUAGAAACGCUGAACGUCGCCAACAACGGGAUUGGCUACCAUGGGGCUGCCGGGCUGGCUCAGUCCCUGCCGCAUUGUAAAUACUUGUCGGGGUUUGAUAUCGGGGGGAACGGGUUCGGCGAUGAAGGCAUACGGGAGAUGUCAACGUUCCUCGGUCAGUGCAAGAGGCUGAAGCAGCUCUCCCUGCGAUUCAACGAGAUCCAUGUCGAUGGAGCUGAGAACCUGGCCGAGCAUCUGCCCCGUUGCGACUCGCUCACUCACCUACAGAUCUGUCGGAACAAGCUCGAAUGCUCUGGAAUAAGACACAUCUCGUCCUGCCUUCCGAGAUGCAAUCAACUCUCCUUCCUUGACCUCUCUGGGACUUGCAUCUGCAAUGAGGGUGCCGCCAUCUUGGCGGAAUGCAUUGUAUUGUGCAAGAAGCUACAACAUUUGGACCUCAGAGACAACAAGAUCGGUGUGGAAGGAGCCUCGAGGCUCUCGUCGUCUUUCAAGCACUGCAACCUCCUCGAGUUCCUGGACCUCAGCAAGAACGGCCUCGGAGAUCAGGGUGUGGAGGGCUUGUCCUCAGGACUUACCUGGUGCGAGAGGCUCGUGCAUCUUGCCCUUGGGAUGAACGGGUUCGGCGAUCGCGGUGCCACGUCCUUGGGCAGACAAGUCCGAUCCUCCUUGCAGCACCUCUUCCUUGCCAACAACAAGAUCUCUGACCGGGGUGCCGAGGCUCUCUCCUCGAGCUUGUGUGGAUGUCCCGAGCUCGCGAUUGUUGAUCUUCGAUGGAACAAGAUCGGAGCUAGCGGAGGAGCACUGCUGGGAGAACGACUGUCUAGGGUGAAGCUUGCUCUGGCAGUGAACCUCGUGGCCGGUCUUGCUCGCACAUCGUCGAGCUCCAGCGUCAGGCAUCUCGGGCUGCGGCACAACCUUGUGGAAGACGCUGGGCUGAUUGGCUUCUCUCCCAUGCUGUCCUCCUUGCGCUCGCUGGCUAUCAUCGACCUCAGCUGCAACCGGAUCGGGAACCAAGGAGCUCUCGCUCUCGCAGAAGUUCUGCCAAAGCUGCGCCAGAUCGUCCGGGUUGACCUGCGCGAGAAUGGGAUCGGCGACUUCGGAGCGAUGGCGCUGGCGGAGAGCUUGCCCUGUUGUCCCGCCCUCUCUUCUCUUGACAUACGCAUCAACUGCUUCGGGGCGGCGGGGGCGAGGAGUCUGCGGAUGGCGGAGGAGAGGAAGAAGAGCGUGACGAUCAGCAUGGAGGGAUGGGAGGAGGGAGUGGCAGACACUUCCCUGACCCGCUCCUGGUCGCAGCACGACAUGGCGCGUGAUCGCUUCCUGUCCUUCGAGCGCGGCGUCUUCAUGAUGGACCGCAACGUGUGGGUAACGCUGUUCGUGCUCGUGAGCAUGUGGCUCUUCAACCUCUACAACACCAGCAAAAGUACAAGCUAA